Molecule: messenger RNA, 3550 nt
Organism: Sceloporus undulatus (fence lizard)
Lineage: Eukaryota; Metazoa; Chordata; Lepidosauria; Squamata; Phrynosomatidae
Product: tubulin polymerization-promoting protein family member 2-like
Exons: 4
Coding region: 2985-3494 (169 amino acids)
Biological process (GO): positive regulation of protein polymerization; microtubule polymerization; microtubule bundle formation
Cellular component (GO): microtubule
Molecular function (GO): tubulin binding
Source: RefSeq, a predicted model, not a curated record
UUUAAAAAACAUAUUUGCCUGAUGUAGAAGACAGUGGUGCUUCGAAAGCUUGCAACUUGUAUUUUGUGCAUUUUGGUUGGUCAAUAAAGAUAUCACUGUUUUAUGGAUUUGGGAUAUUACUGUUCUCUUUCUCUAGACUCACAUCUCUGUGUCAGUACCUUAGAUAUCCUGCCGACUAGACCAGACCAGUUUAGCAGUCAAAACUAAAACCUCUGCUUUUUUUUUUAAAUCCCCCUCUUUCUAGGAGGCCUCUCAUCAACCACAACCGGACUGGUUUUGCUCCUCCUGUGCUUUCUGGAGGUUGUACUUCACCCCCCAAAAUAGCCAGCUUCUAAAGCCACUUUGUCACAGCAGGGCAGUAGCAUGAUAGAAUAAGGUAGUAUAAAACCCACCAUGGAGUCCUCAGGAAAAUGUUGUCAAACUUUUAGUUAUUACCAUGAUGGUUAGACAUCCAUCUGGAUUUUGUUCCUUGGGGACCACCAUGUCGUCUUUCACUUUUGUACACAGUACAUGAUGUAAAAUGGGCUGAGUAGUUUGUCCACAUUUACUGAGUUUAUUGACUGGGUUGAGGGACCAGAGAAGAUCUCAAUAAUUUCCAUCGGCCUGAGGCUUUCCUUGAUGACUAGGAAUUGUAUGUGGCUAGUACUUCCACUUCUGUCCUCUGCCUGCCAUUGAACUGGGGAAAAGUAAGUGUGAAGGCAAGCAAGAAAUUUUUCAAGAUGCUUUAGUCAGUGGGAUGGAUCUAGAGAUACAGAACAGACCGGCAAAAUAAGCCAGCUUUCCAGUGACUUGGGGGUGUGGCAUACGCAUGAUGCAUGCCCCCAAGCCUUCAGGAAGCCACUGUGAAGCCACCUGGGUGUUUGCAUGGUGGCAGCUUUUUGGCGCUCUGGUGGCACGGUGUUUAUACUGCAUACCACAGAAACACUGAAAAGCCGCAGCAGCGGCAAAAGGGCACCCUUUUUCUGGUGCAAAAAGGAGAGGCUUUUUGCACUGGAAAAAAGCCGGAUUGGGACCGUGGUGUGCAGUUGCCGCAGCCCUGAUCUAGCACUCAAAGAGGCAGCAUCCACUACCCCUUUGGGCCAGUCUGUUUCAGCCCUUGGCAUACUUAGGAUAAGAACAUAAAAAUAGGACUGAAGUUAGUCAUGACUAAAUUGAAGUCUUGUUCGUUUCAAUGGGACUACUUGAAGCAUACCUAAAUUUGGAUCUAUCCCAGUGAACAGCAUAGCUUUUGAAUGCUCAAUUUCACUAAAUUGGAUAUCACGGAAUAUGCUUUCUGAGGGAGUUAUAGGAAGGAAUUAGUUUAUUUUAAGUGGCUAAAGUUAUGGCUGAUAUAGACACCACUGGAAGGAAAUGUGGACUUGAAUAUCCAUUUUUUCCCCCUUCCUAUCUUGAAAUGGGAAAUGCUCUCUAUUGCAUUGACAUGCCAGCAUUUAAAACCCCAGUAUUUUUUUAUCCUGAAAAAUACAGUGCCAUCCAGUUUGGAGGGAAACUGAAAGGAAAAGCCAACUUGGCAUAAAGAGAAGGGACUUGCACAAAUGUCAGGUUCUUCCAGAAUUCCAAGUUUCAUAGAUUUUGCCAUUAGCUAUGCCAUAUUAUUAGGCAGUCCUGCAUUUGGGUAGUUCUUUCCAUUUUAACUAGUUACAUGUAUGGAAUAAUUAGUCUGUAGCACUACAUGUUUUCAUUAUAGGGAAUAGUAGAGAGGCAUCACCUCUCUGUAUUGCAGUGGCAUUUAUAAGAAUAUAUAGCAAGGAUGGGAAUCAUGCCAUCCUCCAGAUCUUGUUGGACUGCAUCUUCCAACAGCCCUAACCUUCAUAGCCAGUGAUAAGUUUUGCUGGGAGCUAUGAUCCAACAAUUUUGCGAGGGCUGUAUGCUUUCCACCUCAUGGCAAUGGCAUUUCCCAUGCGUUGGGAGUGGAAAUACUGUAGUGCCAAUCCAGCUCUCUCGGUGAACUCUCAAAACUCAUCUGGAGCGACGUGACUAAAGAAUACCAAAUAAGAUGUCCAGAUCUCAGCUCAGGUACAAACUCAGUGAUGUAGCCAGGUAGCUUUAGAUUUUGUUUAAAGGCUUUAAAGGGGAAAGUAUCUCUUUAGGUGAUAUCUAUUAAAUUUGGUAAGCCAGUCCUUCUGGAUUUGAGGGGCGCUUCUGAUAAAUUGCCAUAUGGAGGCCAAAGAAUUCGGCCCCAAAGUGGCCUGAUGCAUAAACGUACACAAAUCUCUCCAAACCAGUUUAACUGAACUGGGUCAGCAGAGAACUAGUGGUCUUAGCAAUUCCAAAAAUGCCUCCUGGCAGUCUUUUUAUUUGGAUAUUCAGAAUAUAUACUUCAUUCAGGCCUGCCUUCCUAAUAAAUCCAGGGUGGAUUUUAUUCUACCAAAUUCCUUACUUCCCUUAAAUUAUUUAAUUCUUACCUGCACUCUUGCUAUUGUUCCUACAUUCAAACCCACACCAAAAUAUGGGGAAAUGUCAAGAGGCAUAGCAUUGUUUGCUUACAGUGUAGACAUACAACAUCUGUAUUUUUCAGAACUCAAAUACUUCUCUGGUUUUAUAAGCCUGAGAAACCACUCCCUUAUAUCAUCUGAGGAAGUAGGCCCAAGUCAAUCAAAGCUCAUGCUACCAACUUCUUCUUUAUCCCUUUGCAUACUGAUUUUCCAGAGUAACAUGGCUAUGUCUUUGAAUUAUUUCUAAAUAGAUUUCCUCUAUUGGUUUGAGUUUUAUUUCCUUCUUGGUACACGGUCAACUAUUUAUGUCACCCAUGACAUCACAGGCAACCCACAAGGUCAUAAUCCUCACUUUAAAAUAUAUGCUAAGGUCUUCUGGUUCUGCUUUGUCCAGAGCAAGGCUUCCCCUCCAGGCAAUACAUAAAGGAAACAUGUAAAACCUCUAAUUUGCAAGCUCAGCUAUUUAAAGCCAGAGAAGAAAAUCCAAGAUGCCCGUAAGGAGAACAUCCUCUUGUCUCUUCAGUUCCUUACCUUGCAGAUGCAGGAAGGAUGUCAGAACUUGAAAAGAGUUUCCGUAGAUACUCAGUGUAUGGAGGAGAAACUUCUGCCAGUGGCAAUGAAAUGACAGGCAAGAACUUUUUCAAAAUGUUGGAUGAGUGUGGUGUGAUGGACGGAAACACAGUGACCAGCGCCGAUGUGGACAUCAUCUUCAACAAAUACAAAAACAGGGGGGCCCGAAGCCUCAACUUCAUUGAGUUCCAACAAGCCAUUAAGGAGCUGAGUGGAAAACGCUUCAAGGGCAUGUCCCCCGAGGAGGCUUUACACGCCACCUUCAAGUUGAUGGAAGGCAGAGAGCCAGACCGUGUGGUAUCAACAAAAUCCAUUGCAGACCAAGUGGUGGAGCGACUGACAGAUACAAGCAAAUAUACAGGCUCUCACAAGGAACGUUUUGAUGAGUGUGGCAAAGGCAAAGGUUUAGCUGGUCGUACAGACAUAGUUAAAAACACGGGUUACGUCGGGGCCUACAAGGGGGCUGGAACCUAUGACAAGACCCACUAGAUGGGGGAUGAGGCUUGCAGUACCUUCUGAGAGUUUACCUGCUCUUUUUGGCCAUG